Messenger RNA from Oldenlandia corymbosa var. corymbosa, 1606 nucleotides. NCBI's taxonomy places the organism in Eukaryota, Viridiplantae, Streptophyta, Magnoliopsida, Gentianales, Rubiaceae. The record is from the annotation of a GenBank genome assembly.
GUACAGUAAUGGCGUCCUCUAAGAAUUCAUUCAUCCAACUAUCAAGAAACUUCAUCACCUCAUACCCUCUCCCAAAACCAAGAACCAAAGGCCUCUUCACUCUUCUCCUCACUCUGCUUCUCGCCGUCUUCUUCUUCUCCCCACUUUCCAACAAAUCCCCAACCGCAGAUAUCUCCUCCAACAACCUCAUUUCUCACCUCCACUCCGCCUCCAAUUACAUCUCCUCUCUGUCUUCCUCUGUCGUUUCCGACGAACCCAGUUUCGUUUCCGGCGCCCCUCCUCCUCCUCCGCCUCAUCCAACCACUCACACCGGUGGCGUCACGUUUACGACGGUGGGCAGCGCCACCGUGAGGAAAAAGCCUGAAAUUGGCGUAACGUCCGAUCAGAACCGUUCAAAGAAUGAAUCUUGUGAUUUCUUUGAUGGGAAUUGGGAGAUGGAUGAAUCAAUGCCGCUUUAUGAACCGGGUUCUUGUUCUUUCAUUGAUGAUGCCUUUAACUGUUUCAAGAAUGGCCGGUCUGAUUAUGAUUAUUUCAGGCUCAGAUGGAAACCCCUCGGCUGCGAUCUUCCAAGGUUUGAUGGGUUGAAAAUGCUGAAGAUGUUGAGGGGGAAAAGGGUGGCAUUUGUUGGGGAUUCACUGAACAGGAACAUGUGGGAGUCAUUAGUCUGUGCUCUGAAAUCUGCUUUAGGUAACUCCAGCAAUGUGUUUGAAGUUUCCGGCCGGCGGGAAUUCAGGACUGAGGGAUUCUAUUCAUUCAAAUUCCAGGAUUAUAAUGUGUCGAUAGAUUUCAUCAGAUCACCAUUCUUAGUUCAGGAGUGGAAGUUCAUGAGCAAGGCCGGAAUCCGCCGGGAAACGCUGAGGCUGGACAUGAUUCAAUCCUCCUCCGUCAAAUACCAAGAUGCUGACAUCAUCAUCUUCAACACAGGUCACUGGUGGACUCACCAGAAAACUUAUAAAGGGGACAGUUAUUUCCAGGAAGGGAAUCAUGUGUAUGAUAAAUUAGAAGUGAGAGAUGCAUUCAGCAAGGCACUAAGAACAUGGGCACAAUGGGUUGAUUCCAACAUCAACACCACUCAAACCAUGGUGUUUUUCCGUGGAUACUCUGCUUCCCAUUUCAAGGGAGGACAAUGGAACUCAGGAGGCAGUUGCGAUGGAGAAACACAACCAAUAGCAAAUGACACUUACUUAUCACCAUAUCCAUGGAUGAUGAGGACACUGGAGAGUGUCAUUCAGACAAUGAAGACUCCAGUGCACUUCCUGAACAUAACAAGGAUGACAGACUACAGAAAAGAUGGUCAUCCUUCUGUGUUUGGACAAACAGAAGAAUUUAGGAGGCCUGGAAUGGUUCAAGAUUGCAGCCAUUGGUGUCUUCCUGGCGUUCCUGACUCUUGGAAUGAGCUUCUCUAUGCCAUUUUGGUUUCAUCCCAGAAAUGAUUUGUUUUUCUUCUUUUUUUUUUGGGAACUUUUCGUUCCCUUCUGAUGUAGGUCUCAUUUGCUAAUUGUUGUAUGGCUUUUAGCCACCAUCCUGUAGUUUUUAUAGGGUCCUGUUCAGUAGUACUAAUUGGUAAAGAGAUUCAUUUUGUAUGACAUUUUGAUCCCAAAUCUGG